This is a messenger RNA of Staurois parvus, 288 nucleotides long. The record is from the annotation of a GenBank genome assembly. NCBI's taxonomy places the organism in Eukaryota, Metazoa, Chordata, Amphibia, Anura, Ranidae.
CGAAGUACUGCAGGGAAAUUUCCCUGUUGUGGGAGGGGCAGAGGCACAAACUCCUGCAGAAAAAAUAAUAUUUUUAAAGAAGCGAGAUUCCAGUUGGGAGUGAUACCUUCGUGUUACUUGUGGGGGGGGGCAGAGAACCCAAUCAGUACUAAGAAAUUUCAUCUUUGUAGAAGGGGCGAAUAUGCAAACUACUGCAGGAAAUGUCCCCAUUGUGGGAGGGGCAGAGACACAAACUACUGCAGGGAAAUCUCCCCAUUGCGGGAGGGGCAUAGACACAAUGGAGAGAUU